AUGUCCGCCCCUGAGCCCGCUCCCGCCUCAGGUGCUUCCGCAGAGAAACAACCCCAAGAGCCACGCCGCACCGAGCUCGACGUUGAGAAACUUCAUGCCCUUCCAUCCGAACAACAGGAUCUCUAUUUAUUGACUUUUACAUCUGAGCUCGUCCAGCAUGUGUCGAACCUUACAAAGGAGGAAAUUUCGUCUGAACAGGCUUCCCUCAAACAAGAGCUCUUCAAGAUCAUCAACCUAAGCGCACCAACCGUCACACGAGUUAUCCGUAACAAUCUGGGCAAAUGUUUCGGAACAAUCCUAGGCAAAGGAGAUCGCAUUCCACUAUAUGACACAGUUCUCGAUUUACUCGCUAUAGUCAAUGGUGGAAAGAGCGUCGAGCCCAAGACCAAGCUCGCCGCGGCGCAUUGUCUAGGAGAAGUGUUUGCCAAUGCGGGAGAUAGUGCCUACAGUCAUGCAAGCGCCGUAGUAGGAGGACUCUUUAAACUGCUUAAAUCUAGCAGCAAUCAUACGGGGGCCCGCGGUGCGGUUUUCGCUACACUAGGAAAGGUAGUUGGUGGCCUCGGUGGUCCCAUUGAAGAACCGAUAGCACGAGACAUAUGGAAACAGGCGCGAAACGCGGCUUCCAGUGAUAAGUCGACUCUUGUUCAAAUAAAUGCUUGCCGGUGUCUCGAACAACUCUUGAAGACGACCACUUAUUUCGAUAAUCAGAAUGAUUGCGACAAUUUGAAGACGCUAGUCUGGAAAGUCAUCGACCACCCUGUUGCGCCAGUGAGACAUUCCGCCGCGUCAUGUUUAGCAAGGGCUCUGGUUAAGAGCUAUUCGCCACAGACAGGCGUUCCGCCAACAGCGAAAUCGAAGAAAGCCAAAAGACAAUCAAAAAAGCCUCCGCCAAAAGGAGCUGAUGCUGAUGAGGACGAGCCAGCGGAGUUGGAUGCUGCUUCUGCCAAAAAGGUCGAACCGCGCUUAUCGUUGUCGCUCUCUGACAUCCUGGGGCAACUCUCUUCUCAGUACGUGCGCAGCUCGACUGGAAAUAGAGCCCGAGCUGGCAUAGCUGUUUGUUACAAAUAUGUCAUCCGAAACCUGGGGGAGAACGUUGUAGAGGAGCGAUACGGUCAAAUCGCUUCGCAUCUUCUCGUUACUCUACUGAAUCAUCCCACAAUCACAUACAACCGUUUUCGACUCCUGAUGACUCGAAGAUUUAUCAAGAAUAUCCUCGAGGAUACGGUUGGCCGCGAACUUUUGCGAGAGAAUAGUCAAUUGAAUGCUGCCAAUUGGCUCAUUAACUCGAUCUUGAAAGAUUACCCCCAGGUGAUUAAGGAGAGAAAAGAACCAAGCAAGCAUACUCUUGCCAGCACGUUAAGUGCUCUCUCUUCCCUGAUAUUGUCACUGGGCUCGGCCGUAACGUCUUUAGCUGACGCCUGCCGCGAAACCCUCAUUCAAGUCCUGCCACAUCCCAGCUACACCGUGCAAGUCCAGACAGCUCAUUGCCUGCGUAACUUUGUGCUAGCCUGCCCAAAUCAGUUGAUAUCAGAAAUCGGUCAAUUAGCAACACCACGUUCAUCAUCUCGGCGCUGUCUCGGAUUCGCAAAUGGCCUAUCUUCUAUGUUGGGCACUUCUCGCUUGCAGCCUCUUUACGGAUCAGUCGAUGUCUUUGCGCGUGUUCUAUCCCAGGCAACUGAUCUUCUCAAAAACAGUGGCAGUUCCGAACUCCGAGUUGCGAGCACUAAGAUUCAAGUCGCGUGGAUUCUCAUCGGAGGCCUAAUGCCUCUGGGACCUAGCUUCGUCAAGAUUCAUUUAUCGCAGUUGAUGCUUUUAUGGAGAAAUGCUCUUCCCAAGCCUCUGGCCGAUGGCGCGAGGCGUAUUGCUACAAUGCUACAAAAUACAGUUACUUUUCUAGAUGAGAUGACCCUUCCAAAAACGGCAGAGGAUAUUUCGCAGCGCCUUUAUCCCUCUCUGCAAAUGCACGAUUUCGUGGUCAUGGUUCGGCGUCGUGUGCUCCAAUGUUUUACAAAACUAGUGAAAAUCCCUCAUACCGGCCAUGCAGAAAUAGUCUCUCAGUCCAGCCUUCUCAGUAUAGCCAUAUCCUCUUUUGCAGACCCUGAGAUCGUGCAUCCCAAUCCCAUCGAGAGCUCAAUUGCUACUUCAACUGGCCAAUUCGAGGGCCUUUGGGAUCUUUGGGAUAACUUUGGAUUUGGGGUCACAGGCCUAGCACGAGAAUAUGUUAACGAAACACUUACUGGAAAACGUGCAGGAGGAAGCACUGCGUGGAUUGCUCACGAUUCUACUGAUCAGGAAAUCGACGAUAUUCUGAAUUUCCCGAUCUGCCAAGCCAGUGAGCACGAUUCUGUGCUUCUUUAUGGUGCGCGAGACGGCUUUCUAUCGUCCAACACAGACCCUCCGGUCACAGAGGCUGUAAAUGCCGCUAUAAGUCUUUUUGCAGUUGCGUUGCCCUUACAAGGACCAAAGGUACAAGAGAGCAGCGUUGAACAAAUUGUCACGCUGCUAUCCUCUCAGAGCUUACAGAGAAACCCUGGCCGGAAGGUUGCUAUGACUAUCAAUAUUGCUGUGGCUUUAUUACAUACUCUCAAAGUUGCCGUUAAGGAAACAUUUGCGCCUGCGGGGAAUAUCGCACCGUCCACGGGUAAGAUCAUCCAAGAGCUCUUACAGAAAUUCGUCAUGGAUCCUGACGCAAUAAUCCGGACGAUCGGAUUUGAAGCACUUGGAAGACUAUGCAAUAGUGCGGGAAAUACGUUUACAAACAAUCAAAUCAACUGGCUUGUUGACACUAUCGUCGAUAAUCGCGAACCCAACGCACGAGCAGGAUGCGCAGCAGCUCUGGGCUGCAUUCACUCAAGAGUUGGUGGCAUGGCCGCGGGAUUUCACUUAAAGACAAUUGUCGGUGUUCUUAUGUCGUUAUGCAGUGAUCCUCACCCAGUUGUGCAUUUCUGGGCAUUGGAUGGUCUGGAAAGGGUUGCGGAAUCAGCUGGUUUGACAUUUUCGCCUUACGCAUCUAGUUCACUGGGCAUGCUUGCGCAGCUCUAUGUGGCCGACACCCAUAAUGAAGAAGCGGCGUCACUAGCCACCUCGAAUCUCGAAGUGUCCUUUCCCACUCCUUUCCUCAUCAGUCGCUCGGUUGAUUCUCUCAUCAAUGUCUUGGGGCCCGACCUACAAGACAUCACGAAGACUCGCAACCUUAUAUUGACACUAGUCCGUCAAUUUCAACUAGAAGAAUCUCGUGCAUUGAAAACACAAAGCUCUCGGUGCUUGGACCAUCUCUCUCUAUAUGCACCGACUCACGUGGAUUUGAUGGCAUAUCUCAAACGACUGCAGGCCGGACUCACCUCGAAGAGUUCGCUGAUGCGGGAGGCUGCAAUUCGUGGACUAGACAAUCUGAUGAAAAGGGAUGCCGAGUCGGUUUUAGGAACCGCAACUUCCACUCUAGAAGAUGAGAUCUGGUUUGCUUUGGAUGACUCCCCAGAAAGCACGUCGCUGCGAAGCUUGAUUCGCAAUUGGUUGCAGCAGAGCGGGCUUUCUCAUACUCAGCUCUGGAUUCAGCGUUUGCAUAAUGUGCUCACCAAAACUCGGGCUAAACUAGAUGAUGUACAACCAAAGAGGCUUGCACGAGUGGCUACUGCGACCGAGAUGGCAGAUGAUGAAGUUGCUGGCUUUGCUUCUGCUGUUGCUGGCGGAGACCAGGAAGAUGCGGACAACAAUGCUGCUGUCGGACAGGAGUUACUCAAAUGGCAAACACGUAACUUCGCUGUUAUCUGCCUUAGCGACCUUCUUUUAAUGGUGAAUGAUAAGAUCCUUCCAGACCAGACCAUUCCUGCGGAGGUUGCUCUUCAGCAAAAGAUUGGCGACGUCGUCCGUAUGGCCUUCUCUGCAUCCACAGCAAAUGUAGUAGAGCUAAGAGUUUGGGGUCUUAAGAUUCUCGAUCAAGUCUUAAAUAUGUUCGGCAAAACGCCCGACCCAGAUUUCUCGGAGGCUUCUCUACUAGAACAAUACCAAGCACAAAUCGGAUCAGCUCUAACACCAGCGUUUGCAGCCGACUCGUCUCCCGACCUAGCCUCGGAAGCUAUCAACGUAUGUGGCACGUUUGUUGCUGCAGGCAUUGUCACCAAUGUAGAUCGGAUGGGCAGAAUAUUCCGAUUGCUGGUUGUCGGCUUGGAACAGUUUGCUAAUAAUUCAAACGUCACUGAGAUUGGUGAUCUGAAAGGCCUGAAUUCCAAUGCAAGAGUUAUGGUUAAGAUGGCUCUUUUCUCGGCUUGGGCGCGAUUGCAAAUGGCGAGCCUUGAGCAACAGUAUCUAGUUGAUAUUGUUCAGCCAUAUACCGCUAUGCUGACGCCAUUGUGGCUUUCUUCGCUACAAGAAUUUGCUCGCCUACGUUUCGAGCCGGACAUAUCAGGGAGCCUUGGUACUCCAUCGACUGGGGAUCUUGAUGAAGUCUAUGCAGCCCUGAAUAGAGAGACGUUGCUCAACUACUAUCAAGAUACUUGGCUGAAUCUCGUUGAUGCGAUUGCAAGCUUGGUUGAAAAAGACAGCGACUUCGUUUUUGAUGCCCUGGAUAAUAAGUCCAAUACCCAAUGUCAAGAUGAAGAAGACGAAGCUCAAACAAAUGAAGUUUCACCAGUAGGGAAGGGCGACAGCAUCAAUUAUCGCGAUGAACCAGUUGCUUUCUUUUUCGUGCUUUUUGGCCUUGCGUUUGAGGCGUUAGUGGAUCAGUCGAUCUCCCCCUCGCAGAGACUUGAAAUUCUUCAAGCUCUCCGGAAGAUACUACGUCCAUCGGUCUCUGGAAACGCUAUUUAUCAAGAUGCAGUCUUUUCCGAAACUAUGGAUACCCUUGAUCGUCUGGUUCUUACUGAGGGUCACAACAUCCAGACUGUUAUUGUUGAAAUGGCCAGAAACCUGUCUCUUGACCAUCCGUCUGCGAAAGAUGGGCAAGGCCGUGCAGAGAACUUGUCCGACGAUAUCGAGCAGCUCUUCGAACUUACAAGAAAUAUUAUCCUUGUCUUAGCGGGUCUGCUCCCUAACCUUGGAGACUCGAGCACUCGCACUUAUAAUGUCAGCUCUGACGAGACUUUGACUCUGAUCCGCCUUGCACUCUCUUCUCUCGUCGAUGUAGCAGCGAUUUUUCCUUCAGUUAUACAACACGAUCUUCAUGCCUGUAUUUUGCAUAUCUUUAGCACGAUACUUGCCACCGGGAUGUGUCAGGCUGAAGUUGUUCCGCAUGCGCUCCCUAUAUUUCGAAGAUUCAUCCAGGGCAUGAGCUCGCAGAAUACACCGAUCACUGAGGCCAUCUCACUGCAAGUGCGUGGUUGCUUGACACGAUUUCUUACCACACUAAAAAUUGCGCAGCGCCGGGAAUCGGAGACUUCUCUUCCUUGUGCAAAGAACACUCUUCUCGCCAUGACUAUUGUCCUCACUACUAUCAGCCAUGCUAUUCCACCCCAAGAUCCGUUAAUUGCCCGGGUGCUUGAGCAAUACUUAGACUGUCUGCAGGAUGUUGGGCUCGCCAGUGUCGCUGCAGGGUGUAUCCGCUCGGUGCUCCUUAGGAGCGGGCCAAUAUCCACUACAGAUUCGAUGAUUAUGCGGUACCUAUUUCCACGGCUUAUUGCCUUUGUCGCAGGGGUUCCGGAUGAUCAAGGAGAACCUCCAAUUGAUCCAGAAAACUCGCGAGCGUCGAUCUCACAGACACUAGUUUCGCUCAUCAGUAGCCCUACGGCUUUCCCAAGCUCUAAACUGCCGACAGCUAUUCCUCUGGUCAUGUCAACACUUCUCGUGCGCGCCAAAACAGAGGGGACAUCGACUUAUCAAGAGAUCGCUACCCGGCUUUUGGAAAUCGGAAAGCUAGACCCACUGGUUUUCCGUACCCUUGUGGCCACCAUGGACGCAGAGAGAAAAUCUCUUGUGGAGGACAUUCUCCGCAGCGCUGGUCCUCCUUCCGGCGAAGUUAAGGAUACUGCAGCGCAGGAGCAGAAAGCUGCGCCUAGUAUUGCAUUACGCUUCGACUUUUAG
Molecule: messenger RNA, 6015 nt
Organism: Talaromyces atroroseus
Lineage: Eukaryota; Fungi; Ascomycota; Eurotiomycetes; Eurotiales; Trichocomaceae
Exons: 8
Coding region: 1-6015 (2004 amino acids)
Biological process (GO): endocytosis; retrograde transport, endosome to Golgi; intracellular protein localization
Cellular component (GO): endocytic vesicle; membrane; Golgi apparatus
Source: RefSeq, a predicted model, not a curated record